AUGUACACUCUCCAUCAACCACAACCCGUACAGCUCCCGCCAAACACCUAUGCAGGACGCGAUUUCCUCUACAGUCGCUCAAACCAUGUUAACGAUAAAUACUCUCCCCCAUUCUUUGAAGAGCACUCCUUAAAUCAAAUCUCGCAAAAUAAGAAUUUAACCCAUUCCCGCUCAUUAUCAUCAUUACCUGAAUCCAACCAUCCGGAACUAAAAUUAAUUCCUGUCGAUGAACUAUACAAUGACUCUGCAGCCUUUCGAGAAUAUAUUGCAGACCAUGAAUCGUCCAUAGCAAAAUCUGGAGUGUUUACAGACGCCCUUGCCGAAGUGUUUGAGGCUGGCAAAUUGUUUGAAAAGUCCGUCCAGAUUUUGGCAUUGGCCAUUUCAGAUCUAAUAACCGACAAAUAUUUUGAGUUGGAAGAAAAAUCAGACGCUCUCUUAUCGAAUGUCGCCAACUUGAUGGAAACGUUUGAAGAACGUCAGAAUUCUGUUACUGAAACGUUAACUCAUUUUUUGGAAGGCUCCGCUAACAUCAGGUGGGAUUUUUUAAUAGAUCUUCAAAACAGAAAGAAGAAAUCUGAAGAGAUGCUAAAGAAAUUGGCACCCUCUGUGACAGCCAGUCGGACGGAAUACGAAACUUCUCUAGAGCACUAUGAAUUAGUGAAUAACAACAGAACAGAUGUCGCCUCCAUGAAGACUUACCAGGAAGAUGCGUUGGCAGUAUUCUCCUCGAAGGAAAAGCUGUGCAAAGUAUCCUUUGAAUACUCUUGGGAACUGACAAGGACAGUCCGGUUACUAAAGCACAACGAGCGAUACGAUAUCCUUAAAGUUAUUCAGCUGGUACACAAUUUCCACAGAGGACCUUCAAGUUUUCUGGAAGACAUGCUUCAGACUUUUGGUGAGCUAGGCUUCCAUCAUUUCCUUCAAAAUAAGCAUUCAGGUGAAUUCUCAGAAGAUGGCAGGGCAAAUAAGCCCCUUGAUUCAUCCGCCAAUACAAAUCUCCAGCUGAACGUGAGCAUGGUUGAAGAGUUUGAGAUGCAAGAAAAACGUCUUCACAAAAGCCUUAGCACUUACUAUGAAGAGCUGCGAGCAAUGUGUUUAGAGAAAAUCUAUGGAAGAUCAUGCAAAGGUUACCAUUAUCAGCAUUCAGAUACGGUAACGCACCAGACGACUCAUUACAAUGACCGUUCUUAUGGCUCUGUGUCAAGUUCACCACCUCCAGUCACUCCGAGAUCACCCCAGCCCAACCACUUAUACGCCCGAAAUGAACAGCCGCCAAUGGAUAUGGCCAUGAUCAAUCGGACAAGUAUCCGUGGUUAUAUGUACAAGAAGAGCGUGAAAAACGAUGUAUCGAUUUGGAGACGGCGCUAUUUUUAUCUGAUGACCCCUGAAGGCCGGUUGAUGCAAUAUGAAGACGAUCAGGAUGACACGGUGAUAUCAGAAAUUCGGUUCAGCACUGUUUCUAUUAUUCCUUUGGUGGAGGAUAGAGAAAAGGUCAUAUGCGUCACCUCGGCUGACGGAAAGGAGGUACUGUUACACACCGACUAUGAUAAUGAGCUUUAUGACUGGAUGCAAGCACUGACUAUGUGGCAAAAUAUUCGCCCACAAGACACAAGGUCUUCCAUGAUGCCAAUGGGUCAGGCAAAUGGAAACCGCCAAAAGGUGAAGCCCAUGUCGAUGAAUCGUAAAACAAGCUUUUCAACCGUCUCCAGCGCGCCUUACUCUGGACAUCACUUCAACUCGGCAGUAUCCGAAAAUUCAGGAAUCGCAAGCGUCGACAUAGGUUAUUUAAACAGCAAACACGGAGCAAAAAAUAUAUUUACCGCCAUGGGUCGACAGAAACCAACCGAAUUCCACCCAUUCUCGCUAUCAAGCCUCUCAAUUGAUGCCACAGAUGCAAUGGCCUCGAUGGUCACAUCCAGAAAAAGCUUUUGCCGUGGUCCCGGGAUAGAUGGCGAUGUCAUCAAGCAUGGAAGUGUAUAUCUGAGAGCAGAGGUGCGCAAAGACAAGAACUUUUCCAUCAAGAAUAGUUACUGGCGGAAGUUGCACUGUUGGUUCAAGUCGAAUAACAAAUUUGAGCUUUUGGAUGGUCCAGAAUGCAGACAGGUGGAUUCCGUUAUGAUACAGCAUCUGAAUCGUAACCAAAUCUAUCUAGUGUCUGAUUCGGUAUUCAGUACCUUUCAUUGUUUUGCCAUCCGAACCUCGCCAAUUAGAGCAAUCUAUCUGGCUGUUGAUAAUGCAGAAGAAUUAGGAAGUUGGGUUACUUUGCUCAAGAUUUUUGCCCAGCCCAAUGUUUCUGGAUGUGUCAAUGGUGCAGAAGCCGAUGCCGACUCGUUCUUAUAUCGCCUGGAGCGAACAUUGUAUUUACGAGUUUACGAAGGUAAAAACAUCUCUGGAGGAAAUCGCGAAAGUUCAAGUGAGUUGUAUUGCGAGUUAUCUGUUGAAGAUGAAGUCUUGGCUAUAACUGGAAUGCAAAAAAAGACAUCCUCACCUGGAUGGAAAGAGGACUUUAGUUUAAGCAACUUACCAGAGGUGGCUCAAGGUCUCACUGUUACGCUUGUGAGCAAGUCGAAGUAUGGAAAGGACUCUAGAAUCGGGAAGGUGACUCUUUCAGUUGAACAGCUUCAACAGGAUAAGCUGAUGGGCGAAUGGUAUCGUGUGCAAAAAGAGCACAAACAAGGUGCUUUUGCAACUUUGGCUGGACUAAGUGUUCACCAUUCCGAUUGCAUCGGCUCACUGCGUAUUGGAACCUUACUCGAGGAGAGAGUCAUUCUACCCAUUUGCUCAUAUAAACCGUUGAUUGAUCUAAUGGCCAACUUUGACAAUCAUAUUACUUUCGAACUUGCACGAAAAGCCCCCGAUUUGGAAUCCUUUGUUUCCAAUGCUCUCAACAUCUAUGAGGCCAUAGGGCUAUCGAUACCGUGGAUUAAAUCUCUUAUAGACUAUGAGGUCUCUUGUAUCAGUGCAGGUUGGUACCAUGAAUUGAACUCCAGGGUGAAAUGUGAAGUUAGUCUAACUCACUUAGGUAACUCUCUGCUUACCAAGGCCAUAGAUCUUUAUAUGAGGAUGAUUGGUAGAAAUUUUUUGGAGCAAACUAUUGGAGAUACCAUACGUGCAUUGAUCGAUAGUAAGGCACACAUUGAGGUUGAUCCAACCCGAACUCCUAAGGGAGCCAAUAUCUCAGAGAAUUGGAAGCAACUGUUCCUAUACGUUAGAUCCCUCUGGAGAGGCAUUGAGCUUGGAAAGUGCAAAUGUCCCUUACAGCUGCGGUCAAUUUUCUCACACUUACGCUGUGCUAUUGUCAAGAAGUUUAUCCUAGACGACGAGGAAGAAAGCAACCGUCAAACGAUCCGCUACAACUGCGUCAGUGGAUUUAUAUUUUUGAGGCUGAUUUGCCCUGCUAUUCCGUCACCAAGGCUAUUUGGAUUAACUAACUCAUCUAUAUCGACACCAGAUCAACCAGAUGCCAAGACAACUAGAUCCCUAACAUUACUAGCAAAAUGUCUCAUGAGUCUCGCUAACUUGGUAGAUCCAAGUUUGAAAGAACCAUGGAUGUCAUUUUUGCAUCAGUUUAUUAUGCACCAAAUCUUACACAUAGUGUACUUGAAGGAAAACACCAAAAGCCUGAUGGAAUUUAUCAACUUUGUAUCAGUUCAACCCGAUGAAGGCGACGACUUGCUAGACGACAGCAGAGACUAUAUUGAUAAUGCAUAUUCUAAAAUUACAGAACAAUUUGCUUUCGAAAAGUUACCUAAAACAACACUGGAAGAUAUUCCUAUACCGCCGAACAACAUCGACUUACCCAAGGAAUUAUCAAAAAUGACCUCCAUGAUAACGGCAUGGGGUAACCAAAACGUGGGAGACAGAUUGGCUUCCAUCUCAAAACUGUGCUCUUCCCUCGAUAACCGAGGCGCAAGAUAUCGUAAAGGAGCAAUGUACAACGCAGACGAAAGUAGCACGCAUUCAAAGCAAUCUUCCCUCUCCCACAAAGGUGCAAGUACCAUGUUCUCUUGCAAUUACUCGGAUACCGAACAGUCGACUGAGCAAUUGGAAGUUGGCUCAGUAACAAUUAGCAGUCCAAUGCCUGAAAAGCUACGCUGA
Messenger RNA from Umbelopsis ramanniana AG, 4098 nucleotides. RefSeq lists its product as uncharacterized. The record is from RefSeq and is a predicted model, not a curated record. NCBI's taxonomy places the organism in Eukaryota, Fungi, Mucoromycota, Umbelopsidomycetes, Umbelopsidales, Umbelopsidaceae. Gene Ontology annotation, biological process: regulation of GTPase activity. The transcript has 23 exons. The coding region runs from base 1 to 4098 and encodes 1365 amino acids.